AUGCCAACGAUAAAAAUCAGAAAAAAGAAUGGAAUAAAAGAUUCAGAUCUAAGGAAUAUAAAGAAGUGCCGUCGACGUGACAAAGCGGUAAAAAAAUGGACGGAAAAAGAAAUUUUAAUUAUAUUAGAUUACAUUCAAGAAACUGGAAACUUCGAGAAGCCAACAGCACAAAUAUUUUACAGAAAACUGUUAGAACAGAAGCCAUUAGACGCCACUUGGGAGUUGAUCAGGUGGAAAAUGAGAAGCCUGAAAACUUCAUUUUCUAAAGCUACAGAGUGGCAAAAAUCAACUGGUGCUGGUCUCAUGGAAACAGAAAUGGGACUUGGUACUGUUCAAGGUGAGACAACAAUUGAGAUUUAGAUACAAUUUUGUAUACGUUCCUAACAAUUUUGUGUUUAUUUCUUAUUAGCAAAAGUUCUUAAAAUCUGUCCCUACUACGACAGAUUGAAGGAGAUUUUUGGUGACAAAACCGAAGGCCGCACUUCUUUCCAAACA
Molecule: messenger RNA, 495 nt
Organism: Eupeodes corollae
Lineage: Eukaryota; Metazoa; Arthropoda; Insecta; Diptera; Syrphidae
Exons: 2
Coding region: 1-360 (119 amino acids)
Source: RefSeq, a predicted model, not a curated record